GACCUGUGUUCACUGGUGACUUUUCCUGCAGCAGCCACCUCCAGCCUGUCUGUCUCCUUCUCUUCUUUCCAAAAGCAUCCCGCCAGCAAGCACCAUGCCUCCGAAGAAGCCUGAACCUAAGAAGGCACCUGAACCCAAGAAGGAAGAACCCAAACCAGCACCUAAACCAGCAGAACCAGAGCCCAAAAAAGAGGUUGAAUUUAACCCAGCUUCUAUCAAAGUUGAAUUCACCCCUGAUCAGAUUGAAGAAUUUAAGGAAGCAUUCUCACUUUUUGACCGUACUCCCAAAUCUGAGAUGAAGAUCACAUAUGCACAGUGUGGAGAUGUCUUGAGAGCUCUGGGGCAGAAUCCAACCCAGGCUGAGGUCAUGAAGGUGCUUGGCAGACCCAAACAAGAAGACAUGAAUUCCAAGAUGAUUGACUUUGAGACCUUCCUGCCCAUGCUCCAGCAUAUUGCCAAGACAAAAGACACAGGCACCUAUGAGGACUUUGUGGAGGGUCUGCGUGUGUUUGACAAGGAGGGAAACGGAACAGUGAUGGGGGCUGAACUCCGCCACGUUUUGGCUACACUGGGUGAAAGGUUGACUGAAGAGGAAGUUGAUAAGCUAAUGGCUGGCCAGGAAGAUGCCAAUGGUUGUAUCAACUAUGAAGCUUUUGUGAAACAUAUCAUGGCUAACUGAACACCAGGACAAGACAGGCGUGGAGAAGCCCAGAAUGUGGCCUUGGAUUUUGAUUUAUGUGAUGUCUUCUCAUUUUUCAGCCCAGAUUCCCACUACAGAGCUUUAAAACAUACCACCCCUGGAGUUAUUUGUAUAAAUGUUUAUUGUUUGUUUUGUCUUGUUUCCUCAUGGGAAGAAAACAGGAAACUGAACAAACAUAGAACCAGAACCAUGAAUACCUGGGCUUUUGUAAAUGCAAUAAGAGAAAAGAAACUAAGCCAACUGCAUGAAUCUCAUGUGUGCAAGGAAUAUUCUUAGUCUUUGGUGAAAAACAGCAAAAAUAGAAUUCCCAGCAAUCAGCAACAAAUGCAAGAUUGUUUUAUAUGUUUCUCAGCUUUGGAAGACACCACCUUUAACAUGUGAGAUGUAAAGGAUGAAAAACACAAAACAAAGGCUUUACUGCUAGAAUGCAUCUCUUUUUCUGUGUUCUCCAUAAGGAUAUGUUCUCAUUUUAACAGUCUGUUUUAUGAAACAAAUGAAAUGUUUUUCCCAAUGAAGACUUUGAAAUUGUUCCAUUAUGCAUUUCUUGGUCCUGUUUUUCCUGCAGUAAAACAUGGGAUUCUUUGUCUCUUG
Messenger RNA from Coturnix japonica (Japanese quail), 1291 nucleotides. RefSeq names its product myosin light chain 3 (gene MYL3). NCBI's taxonomy places the organism in Eukaryota, Metazoa, Chordata, Aves, Galliformes, Phasianidae. Gene Ontology annotation, molecular function: calcium ion binding. The record is from RefSeq and is a predicted model, not a curated record. Gene Ontology annotation, cellular component: myosin II complex.